ACGUUUGGUCCAGGACGAGACCCCACAAACGAAGUGCAUGUCGCACAAGACUUCAGAACUGGCCGUUGGUGGUCCCCGGAGGUGGUCGCCCGUUGUGGUCCCAUUGCAUUGUGCAAAGCGGGAACGCGCAAUUCAAAUUUGUGUGAAAGCACGAGCAUGGCUGCCGGCUUCGGCAUGCCGUCAGCGCCCACACAGAGCAUGGUCGUGGGUUGGGAGGUUGUUCGGCGCGCGGUGUUCUCCAUCUCCACCAGAGGGCGUUGACACGGAUGCCCAUUGGAAUCGGCCGAACGCAAGGCCUGUGUCCCCCGAGACUCGCGCGGAGUCAGUGUACGAUGAAGGCAAAGGCGGCUCGGAAGUGGGCGACGAAGAUGGUCAGGCAGAGCAAGGAACCGCCGUCCCCAUGGUCGCAAGUUCGACGGGCGGGCAGGGUGAUGUUACAGGCCAGGGUGCGGGUGGUGGAGCGGUCGGCGGACGACCUGCGAAUGGCCGCCCGCCAGCUCUGAAGAAGAAGCCAAACGUCCCAUGGACGUUGGAUGAGCGGAUGAAGCUUGCGAUUUUGAUGGAUGAGGAUGAUGCUCUUAUGGCGGAUGCUAACGGCCAGCACCGAUUCAAGCAGAGGAAAGACCGGUAUGCAUGGGUGAAUGAUAGGAUGGCGGAUGCAGGCUUCAAGCACAGGAGCGGUGAAGACUGCCGCAAGAAGUGGUCGAACAUGCUAGCGACGGCCAAGCUCAUCGUCGAGAAGUGUGAAGCGUGUGGACAGCCGUCGUAUUGGGAUAUGUCUACGGAGGAUCGAAAGGAGAAGAGUCUCGCGCUUUCAUUUGAGAAGGCUGUGUGGGACGCUAUGCAGUGGCAGCUAAAUCGGCCGUCGAUUAGGUGUGACAACACGCUGGCCUCAGAGAACCUUCCGGGCGUUGGAACAGAUGCAACACUGGCGGGAGGAUCGAACGGAAGAUGCGUGGAGUCGAACAAUUCUGCUAAAUCGAAGCGGACAGCCACCGGGAAGGCGAGAAAGGAAGAUCCUGGCAGCAGCGUGCUAUGAAACACCCGUGGACACGUCCGCGGGUCCGAUCUUGGGUGCCGGACGC
Chara braunii is the source of this 1085-nucleotide messenger RNA. NCBI's taxonomy places the organism in Eukaryota, Viridiplantae, Streptophyta, Charophyceae, Charales, Characeae. The record is from the annotation of a GenBank genome assembly.